CAAAACUUGAUAAAAGAUUUAAUUUCCACCCAUCAGACAGUUUGCUUGUUCACAACACCUCAUCAUUGAUGGCACUUGUGAGAGCAUCCGAUCCACAAACCUCCUCUGUUUCCAGUACUUGUCGAUAUUGUCGUUAUCACGUGUUCCUGAGUUUCAGAGGCCAAGACACUCGCAAGACUUUCACUGACCACCUCUACACGGCCCUUGUCAACGCCGGAUUUCGCACUUUCCGAGACUACGAUGAAGUCCAGAGAGGAGAAGGUAUCAAGCUCGAACUGCAGAAAGCAAUCAAACACUCACGAACUUCUGUCAUUGUGUUCUCGAAAGACUACGCGUCAUCCAGAUGGUGCCUUGACGAGCUGGUGAUGAUCCUUGAACGCAAGAGAAAGACCUCAAAUGACCAUGUCGUUUUGCCUGUCUUCUACGAUGUGUAUCCAUCCCAUGUAAAGAAGCAGACAGGAAGUCUUGCAAAGGCAUUUGCUGGACACCAAAAAACUCAACCGCUGCCGAAGGUGAAGGCAUGGAGAGAGGCACUUGCAGAGGUUGCAGAUCUGGCAGGGAUGGUCUUGCAAAAUCAAGCUCAUGGGUAUGAGUCAAAGUUCAUCAAGAAAAUAGUUAAAGUGAUUGGAGACAAACUAAGUCGCACACCAUUGAGUGUUGCUCCCAACUUGGUUGGAAUGCAUUCAGGAGUCGAAAGAAUUAAUUUCUUGUUACAACGGAGGUCAACUGAUGUUGGCAUACUUGUAAUCUAUGGGAUGAGUGGAAUAGGGAAAACAACCAUCGCAAAGACUGUUUACAAUUCAAACUUUAGAAUAUUUGAAGGAAGCAGCUUCCUUGAAAAUAUCAAAGAAGUUUCACAGCAACCCAAUGGCUUAGUUCAAAUACAAACACAACUUCUUUCUGAUAUUUUGAAUGGAAGAAAAAUGAAAAUAAGCAAUAUCAGUGAGGGAUUAAUUAAGAUUGAAGAUGCAAUAAGCUCUAAAAGGGUUCUUCUUGUUCUCGAUGAUGUGGAUCAUAUGGACCAAUUAGAUGCAGUAUUUCAAGUGAGAGAUCGAUUUUAUCCAGGAAGUAAAAUCAUCAUAACAACUAGGCGUGCAAGAUUGUUAAAGGCUCAUCAAAUUACUGAGGUGUAUGCAGUUGGAACUUUGACUCAAAAAGAAUCAUUGGAGCUCUUCAGUUGGCACGCUUUUGGCCAAGACCAUCCUGUUGAAGAUUACAAAGAAUAUUCAGAGAAGCUAGUCGAUCAUUGCGGAGGACUUCCAUUAGCUCUCAAAGUUUUAGGUUCUUCUUUGUUGGGGGAAAGUGUAUGUCUAUGGAAAAGUGCAUUGGAGAAGUUAGAAGUUAUUCCAAAUGGUGAAAUAAUAAAUAAACUAAGAGUAAGCUAUGACUGUUUGCAAGAUGACCAUGACCAAAAAUUAUUCCUCCACAUUGCUUGUUUCUUUAUCGGAAUGGACAAAGAUUACAUUGCUAAAAUACUAGAUGGAUGUGAUUUCUAUACAAUUGUUGGCAUUCAAAAUCUCAUCGAUAGAUGUUUGGUGAUUAUUGAUGGAUGGGACAAGGUGCAGAUGCAUGACCUGAUUCGUGGAAUGGGAAGAGAAAUUGUUCGCCUAGAAUCAAAGGAGCCUUGGAAGCGUAGUAGAGUAUGGCAUCAUAAGGACUCUUUCAAAAUCUUGACGGAAAAGAAUGGUACGGAAACAAUUGAAGGUCUUGUCCUCAACAUGCACAUGUGCCCUGCUAUAAACUCAAAUGAGAAAGUCUUGGAAACCAAUGCAUUUUCAAGGAUGCGGGAACUAAAACUACUCCAUCUUAGUCAUGUACAACUUGACGGAUCUUAUGCAGAAUUUUGUACAGAACUAAGAUGGUUGUGUUGGACUAAGUUUCCUUUGGAUUCUAUACCCGUUGAUUUUCCUUUGGAAAGCGUUAUUAUUCUUGAAAUGCAAUACAGCGGUCUGAGACAAGUAUUCAAGGGAACAAAAGGACUGUACGAAUGUGGUAUAUUCAGCACAUUUUUUGGUGGGAAUGAGGUUCCAGGCCAAUUCAGCCAUAAAAGCAGAGGGUCCUCAAUAUCUUUUACUGUGCCAUUACUUGAUAAUCACAGAACUCGAGGCUUGAUUGUCUUUGUUGUCUAUGUGAAUGCUGGCUAUGAUUCUCCUCCUAUUAUCCACCACAAUUAUUUGCCACAUAUAGGAGUCAAAAAUAAGAGCAAGGGUCUGAGGGGGGCGUAUGGCCCGUCACACUACGGUAUUCCAGGUGAAGGAGAAGACAUGAUAUGGUUAAGCAACUGGAAUUUGAAGGAUGGUCAGUUACAAGGGGGCGAUGAAGUGGUUGUUUCUGUAAUUAUGAAAUCCGGGCUUCUGGUAAAGGAGUUGGGCAUCCGACUUGUGCAGGUGCAACAAGAAGAGAAUCAUAAUAUGAUGGGUAUUUCCACAGAUUCUUCUUAUGGCCGUCAAAUAUGGUAUAAUAUGCGCCUUGGGGACUCUGAUGAAGAAGAUAAGAGAGAGGAGGUUUUCUCUCGUUUUGUAUGUUUACCAGACGAAGAAGAAGAGCAACAAGAUGAUAUCACAGUUGCAACCACCACAGGCAGCAAUAACUCAGGCGGCCUCCGUGGCUGGAAGGGACUGUAUGAGGAUGGUAUAUUCAGCACAUUUUUUGGUGGGAAUGAGGUUCCAGGCCAAUUCAGCCAUAAAAGUAAAGGGUCCUCAAUAUCUUUUGCCGUGCCUUUGCUUGAUAAUCACGGAAUUAAAGGCUUGAACGUCUUUGCUGUCUAUGAGUGUUUUGGCUCUGAUUUUCCUUACUAUGAGUGGUAUAGUAUGAGCCGUUAUUUUGUGCUUAUGGGUGUGAUGAUUAGAGUCAGAAAUAAGAGCGAGGGUCUAAAGUGGGACUAUUCACCAACACACUACGGUAUUCCAGAUGAAGGAGAAGACAUGAUAUGGUUAAGCCACUGGAAGUUUAAGGAUGAGCACUUAGAAAGUGGCGAUCAAGUGGUGGUUUCAGUAGAUAUAAAACAUUGCUUUCAGGUAAAUGAGUUGGGGAUCCAGUUUGUGCAGGUGGAACAAGAGAGUCAUAAUAUGAUGAGUACCACCGAUAUUUCAGACUACGUUCACAAGCUGCUUGUUUAUACAAUCCAUCCAGGCAGUUUACUUGUUCACAAACCUCCAUGGCACUUGUGA
Messenger RNA from Prunus dulcis (almond), 3170 nucleotides. RefSeq names its product disease resistance protein RUN1-like. Gene Ontology annotation, molecular function: ADP binding. The transcript is spliced from 6 exons. The record is from RefSeq and is a predicted model, not a curated record. The coding region runs from base 69 to 3170 and encodes 1033 amino acids. Lineage: Eukaryota; Viridiplantae; Streptophyta; Magnoliopsida; Rosales; Rosaceae. Gene Ontology annotation, biological process: defense response; signal transduction.